AUGGAAGCGGUGACGCGGAAAGAUGUGUAUGCAUGGCUGCUGGGCCCUCAUGUUUCCAAUGGACUGUACGAAGACGCGAUUGAGGCUAGACUGGACGGCACCUUCGACUGGUUUCUCACACAAACCUUGUUUCUUGACUGGAUCUCUCCCGAUUUCCCGGCAAAGAUGGCCAAGACUAUGUGGAUUCAUGGGGCACCGGGGUGUGGGAAGACCAUUCUGUGCUCAAGGAUUGUGGAACAUCUGCGCUCCACGCUCGAUCCGCCACCAGCGCAUUUUUUUUAUUCCUUCGACGACCAAGAGAGCCGCAGAGAUCCGUUCGUGGCGGUUCGAUCGUGGCUCACUCAGGUACUCCCUCACCCAGCCGCGUUCGAGCUGGUAAAGGAGGAAUGGGAGUCUCAGGAUGGCCAGGCAGCGUCGCGGGCUGACGUCUUGACGGUUUUCCGAAAGAUUGUUCGGGCCAUUCCGAAGUUGACCUUUGUUCUUGAUGGCCUCGAUGAAUGUGAUGGAGCAAACCAACCCUGGGAAGCCGACCACAUGUCUGUGGCCAAUUUUCUCAAGACCAUCAAGCAAGCGGUCGCCGGUACUACUACAAGAGUCAUGAUUGUCAGUCGCAACAUGUCCGAAAUUCGACAAGCUAUGCUUCGCGAUGAAGGUGCGACAUGCAUUGAGUACAAGCUCUCUUGCGACGAUGUCCAACCGGAUAUAGAAUUGUACGCCAGAAGCGUUGUCAACGAGAAACUACACAAUAAAGACGAUACCGUAAAAAACAACAUCUCUCUCAGGCUAGCAAGUCGCUGCAAUGGCCAGUUUUUAUGGAUCAAGUUGCAAGGACAUACGCUCCGCAGUAGCAAGAACAAGAAACAGCUCGAGGCAUCCAUUGAUCGGUCACCAACUGCGCUGACACACCUCUACGAGCGAGACUGGCAGAAAUUACUGGGUCUCCCACCGGAGGAAAGCACACGAGCCAUUCACCUCUUGCGAUGGGCGGCAUUUGCCCUACGUCCGCUUACAGUCGCUGAAAUAACGGAAGCGCUGCUCAUCAACGAUGACUGUGUCGAUUUUCCUGUUGAUGAGAUGCCAGACUCUAUCGAUCAAGACUACGUCGAUGGAGAAAUACGGCGCCUCUGCGGGUCUCUCGUGGAGAUUCGCAGCGCGCCGUUGGACCCCAUCGUUGGCUCCCAGACUGUGCAUCUCGCACAUUUCUCCGUCAAGGAGUUUUUUGUCAGCAGAGUGACCGCAGGAGAAAACGUCGUGGUAGCUAAUGAGCGGCUGCGCAACUCCAACGAAGCGACGCAAAACAGCGUCCUUGCCUUGAUGUGUCUUCGUUACGUGAAUUUUCGCACCGUUUGGCUUGGUCAAGAUGAAGAGUCAGACAAAGUCCAAGUGAAAGAACGGUGGCCACACCGCUUUGCUACGCCGCGCAACUGUGUUUGA
Messenger RNA from Akanthomyces muscarius, 1434 nucleotides. RefSeq lists its product as uncharacterized. NCBI's taxonomy places the organism in Eukaryota, Fungi, Ascomycota, Sordariomycetes, Hypocreales, Cordycipitaceae. The record is from RefSeq and is a predicted model, not a curated record. The transcript has 3 exons. Bases 1 to 1434 code for a protein of 477 amino acids.